GAGAUGGCAUUCCUCAGUCAAGCGCAGGCGGCGCCGGCAUGGUUCCUCUCGCUGGCCUUCCUCGGCACCCUUUACGCCGCUGCAUUCUCGUUCCGGCUCCUCGCCCACCUCGCGCUCUGCUUGCGCCGGCCGAAGGACCUCCGGCGCCGCUACGGCGCCUGGGCCGUCGUCACCGGCCCGACGUCCGGCAUCGGCCGGUCCGUCGCCCUGGAGCUCGCCAGCCGGGGGCUCAACCUCGUGCUCGUCGACCUCAACGCCGCCAAUCUCAAGGAAAUCGCUCACACCGUCAGAUCUCGCCACGCCGUGCAGACCAAGACCGUGGUGUUCGAUCUCUCGCUCGUUUCUACUGCCCAAGGUGACGAGGCGAUGCGGCGGCUCCGAGAGGCCGUGGCGGGGCUGGACGUGGGAGUGCUGGUGAACAACGCCGGGGUGGCGAAGCCGGGCGCCGUGUACCUGCACGAGGCCGACGUGGAGGCCUGUGUGAGGAUGAUGCGGGUGAACCUGUGGGCGCUGACGGAGGUGACCGCCGCGGUGCUGCCGGGGAUGCUGGAGCGACGCAGGGGCGCCGUCGUCAACAUGGGCUCAGCCUCGUCGGAGGCCAUCCCCUCCUUCCCCCUCCACACCAUGUACGCUGCCACCAAAAGGUAUGUUGCGCAGUUCUCCAGGAGCCUUUACGUUGAGUACAGAAGCAAAGGGAUCGAUGUGCAAUGCCAGUACCGUGGUACAUUGACAUAUUUGCAUUAUGUGCAUGGAUGCGCUCUCGAAGCAAGCUUUCAUCCCGCUUUAUAUGUAAAGCAACAAUCACACAAAGUACAUGACCGAAUGAUGCAAGAUGGCUCCGUUCUACGUGGCGACCAGGAUAGUGUCAAGGCUGGCAGAGACCGGGCGGGCCGGGCGCCUCUCUAUGUUCCUCAUUGCGCCGACGCCCGACGCGUACGGGAGCGCGGCGGUGCGCUGGAUCGGCCACGGCCCGCCCCUCUGCGCCCCCAACCUCGGCCACCAGCUCCUGUGGUGCCUCGCCGCCGUCCUGCCGGACUUCGUCCACGACUGGCUCCGCAUGCGCGAGCACCUGCAGCACAGAGCGCUGGCUCAGAGAGCGUCGAGACGUCGUGCCGGCGUGCCAAUAACUGUCAAGUGAAUUCCUGGUGAUCUUGGACGACAUGCCUGUGUUCCACAAACCACACGCUCUGGUGUUCAAUUAACUGAAUUUCCGAUGAACUGAAUCAUGUAAUCGUAUUUUGCCGACAUGCAAUUAUUUGUCCACGCACUGCACCUUCACCGUUCGUUAAUUAGUUGCAUCCAACACUUACCGUUUGAUAAA
Messenger RNA from Triticum dicoccoides, 1321 nucleotides. RefSeq names its product very-long-chain 3-oxoacyl-CoA reductase 1-like. The record is from RefSeq and is a predicted model, not a curated record. Gene Ontology annotation, cellular component: endoplasmic reticulum. Lineage: Eukaryota; Viridiplantae; Streptophyta; Magnoliopsida; Poales; Poaceae. Gene Ontology annotation, molecular function: ketoreductase activity. The coding region runs from base 4 to 1149 and encodes 381 amino acids. The transcript is spliced from 5 exons.